Molecule: messenger RNA, 2280 nt
Organism: Elaeis guineensis (African oil palm)
Lineage: Eukaryota; Viridiplantae; Streptophyta; Magnoliopsida; Arecales; Arecaceae
Product: probable protein phosphatase 2C 66
Biological process (GO): protein dephosphorylation
Molecular function (GO): protein serine/threonine phosphatase activity
Source: RefSeq, a predicted model, not a curated record
UUCAUCCCCAGCUGUUUAAAAAAUGGGAAAGAAAUCUGAUCCACUAGCUAUUGGCCUACUUCCAAGGCUGGUGGGAAAAAGACCCUCGGAAAAUCUCCUUCUAACGGAAAAAGAAACAACAAACCUCCUUUUGUCACUCCCACAAAUCUCAACAAAAAAGUCGGCAAAGAAAAAGCUUAAAACCAUAAAAUAAAUUUAACAACAAGUCAUUAAAUGUUGUUCCGCCCAUUAACACUGAUAUAAUCCACCAUUUUCCAAUUCAUAAACCCUACGAGGCAGCCCUAACUCCACUGCCGGCCGACGCGUGCAUUCCUCUCAAUGGGCUCCUGCCUGUCGACGCGGUCGCCAGCGAGGUCGACGCCGGCGGACGGAAUGCUGACCGCUGACCGCACCGCCUCCUUUUCUUUGUCCCGGUCGCGGAUCAACUUCAAGAGCUGGAAGGAGAGGAAGAGGCAGAGGAGGAAGGAGAGGAAGCGGCAGAGGAAGGAGAAGGAGAGGAAGAGGCAGAGGAAGGAGAAGGAGAAGACGGGCACAGGUGUUGUUGGUAGUGUAGGGGUGUUUGACCGGCGGCCGGCGGGGCCCGGCAACGGGGAGUUGGCGGAGGACGAGCUCUACGACGUGCCCGGCCGGAUGUUUCUGAACGGGACCAGCGAGAUGGCUUGUCUGUAUACUCAGCAAGGAAAGAAGGGUACUAAUCAAGACGCAAUGAUCGUGUGGGAGAAUUUCACUUCAAGAAGUGACACCAUAUUCUGUGGAGUAUUUGAUGGUCAUGGCCCAUUUGGUCAUAUGGUUGCCAAGAAAGUCAGAGAUUGUCUUCCUCUUAAGUUGUGCACUGAAUGGAGAGCUAAUGUUAAUGGGCACAACAGCCCUCAACAAAAUGGUAACUUGUCCAGGAGCAUGAAUUCUGAAGAAUCAACGUUUAGCGGCAUUGAUGAUGAAUGGGGUGAGUCCAUUGAUGAGAAUGAAAAGCCACCUGAGAUUUAUAUUCCGCUUAAACAGUCUUUCUUGAAGGCUUUCAAGUUGAUGGAUAAAGAAUUAAAACUUCAUUCAACAAUUGAUUGUUUCUGCAGUGGGACUACAGCUGUUACUGUGGUAAAACAGGGACAGGAUCUUAUAAUUGGAAAUGUUGGAGACUCUAGAGCAAUAUUGGGGACACGGGAUGAAGAUGAUAAUUUGGUUGCUGUACAAUUGACUGUUGACUUGAAGCCCAAUCUUCCUAGGGAAGCUGCCAGGAUCCAGCAAUGCAAAGGAAGGGUUUUUGCUUUGCUGGAUGAACCAGAAGUUGCACGCAUAUGGUUGCCAAACAAUGACUCACCUGGCCUGGCUAUGGCUAGAGCUUUUGGAGACUUCUGUCUGAAGGAUUAUGGAUUAAUUUCUGUUCCAGAUAUCUCCUAUCGCCAUCUCACUAGUAAAGAUGAGUUUAUUGUUCUAGCCACUGAUGGGGUUUGGGAUGUUCUCUCGAACAAGGAGGCUGUUGAUAUAGUGGCAUCAGCACCAACUCGUGCAAGUGCAGCUAGAGCUCUUGUUGAUUGUGCUGUUCGAGCUUGGCGACUUAAAUUUCCCACCUCAAAAAUUGAUGACUGUGCUGUUGUUUGUCUAUUUUUGGAGCCACCAUCCCCUUCCGAUCCAUCUCGUGGAAGUGACUUCGAGAAUAUGCCAACGGAGCAAGCAGAGACAAGGGUCUUGGGUUCAGUAGAUGAAGGCAAGGAAAAAAGGCAUGGACCAGUCCCUGUUGGAGCUCAUACUUUUGUUUCUACAUUAGAACAUCCAUGCGCAUUUCGCAAUGCUGAUGAGAUUGUACCAAUAUCUGAGGAACCUAAGGUAGAAAAGGUGCCAGAAAUAUGUCAAGCCACAAGAAGCCUUGCUGAUUGCAUAUCCACAACAGAGGAGGAGUGGUCUGCCCUCGAAGGUAUUACCAGGGUAAACUCACUUCUACGUCUUCCCAGAUUUUUGUCUGGUGAUAAGAGGACCACCAUUUGGAGAAAAUGGUUGUAAGAAGUGACGAGCAACUCCUGCAAGGAACUGAGAAAUUCAAAGUAGGUAGCAGGUUUUUUUUUUUUGUUUGCUUGACAUCAAGUUUCUGUUAUCUUAAGUUCUCAGUGGAGCAUGUGGAAACCUGUAUGCUGUUAUUUAUUGUGUUGUUAUCAGAGGGUCGCACUUCACAGGCUUCUUUACUCCUGUAGAAAUUUUUUGCUUUGGAAGAAGCCUGUGAAAUAUGUCUUGCCUCUUCCUAUAUGAAACACAGCCUAUCUUUAAUAUAGACUUUUUUUUUUUUGAAUU